AUGCUCGGAGUUCUCGUCGUGUUGUUCGGUGUACUUGCACUCGCUGCCGCCAGCUCCGUCAACUACUGCGGCGCUAAAAUGUGUGGAAACACAAAUGCACAUACUUUCUGCCAGUAUCCUAAAGGUCCCAGUGCUAAAUGCGAAGGCUACAUAGGCUCCAAGCUUGGCUCACAAGAGAAGAGGAGAAUUUUGGCUCGGUUCAACAGUUUGAGGGCCGAUGCCGCAUUCGGCGUAAUAAUGGGCUAUCCUCCAGCUACGAACAUGUUGAAAAUGCAUUGGGUCGAGGAGCUGGCUCGUUUAGCCCAGCGCUGGGCCGACCAGUGUCGUCCGCCUAAGCCCAUUGAAGAACACGACACAUGCCGUGAUCUAUAUUCAGUGAAAGUCGGCCAGUGUGUGGCUUCAGUAGUUGGCCUAAGACCAACCCGAGUUGAGCAAAUGCUUGACAUUUGGUACCUUCAAAACCUUAUUUACAACAGCAGUGUGGACAACUACGUACCCCCACGUAACGAUAGCGGAUAUUACGGCGAUUUCGCACAAAUGUUUUGGGCGAAAAGUUAUAUGGUGGGUUGUGCCCGCAGUCGAUUUUUGGUUUGGGUCGAAGAGCUGGCUCGUGAAGCUCAACGCUGGGCAGAUCAGUGUCUCCCACCGCGGCCUAUCGAAGAACAUGACACUUGCCGUGAUCUAUAUUCAUUGACUGUCGGCCAGUGUGUGGCGUCAGUAGUGGGCGACACGCAAGUUCAAGUUGAGCAAAUGGUCGACAUUUGGUACAUACAAAGCACGCUUUACAACAAUAGUAUCACAUCUUACGUGCCCCCAAGUAACAGUAGCAAAUACUACGGCGAUUUUGCACAGAUCCUUUGGGCGAAAAGUAAUCUGGUGGGUUGUGGUCGCAGUCGAUUUAAGCUGAAACGGUUGGAGAGCUGCAAGAAACGUUAUUACGUAAUGAACGUGUUUUAUCACGAAAGAAAGGGAAGCGUCGAAAGCGUAGUGCUUGUGUUGUUCGGCGUACUCUCACUCGUUGCCACCAGCUCCGUCAACUACUGCGGCGCUAGAAUGUGUGGAAAUAAAAAUACACAUACUUACUGCCAGUAUCCUAAAGGUCCCAGUCCAAAGUGCGUUGGGUAUGAAAAUGUUAAGCUUCGAAGCAGAGAGAAGUUGAGAAUACUAAAGCGUUUGAACAGUGGCAGGAAUAAAGCUGCAGCUGGAGGAUUGCCUGGGUUUCCUCCUGCAGGGAAUAUGAUGAAACUGCAUUGGGUUGAGGAGCUGGCUCGUUUAGCCCAGCGCUGGGCAGACCAGUGUCGUCCGCCAAACCCCAUUGAAGAACAUGACACAUGUCGUGAUCUAUGCGCCCUGGAAAGGUGUUCUCCGGAAAGUGGAUCGUCUAGUCUGCAACCUAGCUCCAGCUGGGCCGCAGCUACACCGCCGAAUAUGGAACCCUUCCGCACCAACUGA
This is a messenger RNA of Spodoptera exigua (beet armyworm), 1452 nucleotides long. NCBI's taxonomy places the organism in Eukaryota, Metazoa, Arthropoda, Insecta, Lepidoptera, Noctuidae. The record is from the annotation of a GenBank genome assembly.